Rosa rugosa (rugosa rose) is the source of this 1319-nucleotide messenger RNA. RefSeq lists its product as uncharacterized. NCBI's taxonomy places the organism in Eukaryota, Viridiplantae, Streptophyta, Magnoliopsida, Rosales, Rosaceae. The transcript has 5 exons. The record is from RefSeq and is a predicted model, not a curated record. The coding region runs from base 1 to 927 and encodes 308 amino acids.
AUGGGAGCGGAGAAAACAGAGGUGUCGUUGGAUUCGUUGAUCGCCGGGUUCAACAGUCAGAUCUCAGAGCUCCAAGAGCUCGUUAUUGCUCGAAAUAGGAUUUGGGUAUUUGUUUCUGGUGGCUGCAGAAUAUUUGGUUCAGGUCGGAAUGAUAAUUUUUUGAGUUCAGGUGAAACAUAUGAGCUGCGGAAUAACCUUGUUGUCCGGCCAUUUAGGACUCAGCAUGCCAUACCAAGCCAGGGUAUUGUUUUUGUUUAUAUAUAUGUGACAUAUAUAUGUAUUAGCUGUUUUGAGUCUUUUGCUCUCAAUUCUGGAGCUGAUUGUUAUUGUUCUGGGUUCUGGGUUCUGGUUGUGGGUGCAGUUGGUUCUGAACUGAGGCAGAGGAAGCUGCUGUUCUGUGGAUUACUUACCAGAUUCAAGGACAUUCGUCAAGCUGUAUCAAGGUUGCAGUCUAAGGUGUCAGCGAAGGUGGUUCAGGGCGAUGGGCUACGGUGCUUGCGUAAAGUGUGUGAUUCAUGGAGCUUAUUUGUGGAAUUUCCACCGAGUGGACAAGUUAUAAAUCGAUCAUCUUGCAAGAAAAGAAAAGUUUCAUUGAAUGGAUCGAGUUUCUGUGGAGCAGAUUUGUUUGCGCUAGUGAAAGACUCUGGAGGUUUGUUUCUUGAAGAUGAAUGUGACGAUGAAAACAAAUAUGAUUUCAAGCACACUCGAGAGAAUUUCCAAAAAGCCAAAGAGUGCUUAAUUUCGUUGAAAAAUUCGAUUGAAUGUCUCCACCAAAAGAAUCUAUUUCCCUACAAUCCUAAUGCUCUUUUGAACCGGUGUGUGUCUUUGGUGGAGCUAAUCUAUGGAGCUAUGGAGUUUAUUGUUAUUUUAAACAAUAAUGAACGUGAACUACUCAAACUGAACUUCUUGCUCUUGCUUGCAGCUUAAUGAGGUUUCAGGAACUCUGUUUCGAGGAGGAAAAAUAAACUACUCAAACUUGCUCUUGCUUGCAGCUUAAUGAGCUAAUCACUGGAUGCCAUGGUGCUGGUAUGAAGAUUAUAUUUUGCUGUGAUGUGCAGGAUUGUCAGGUGUAAUGGGGGUUGCUUAUAUUCAAGAAGUUGGGAAAGCCAGCCUCUUUUUUGAGUUAGGCUAGUUUUUAAUUAACAUUUUUGUAGCAAUUAUGAACAAACAUGAAUACUAAUUGCUAGGCUAGCCUUGUAGUAGGUGAAUUGGGGUUUUAUUUUGCCCAUUUUGUAAACUGUUAAGGAUGAUGAUUUUAGAUAUAUAUUUUGUGGACAUCAUCCUUGUAAUAGCUCAAUAUUCAAAUCACUCUUGUCAAC